AGUAAUUUUGUUCUUUCUGUUUGAAUAGUGGAAUUAUAUUGGUGCAGCGCAUGUUAAGUGAAUAGUGUAUUUGUAAAUAAAUGCUCUGAAUUUUAAUAGAACAGUAUGUAAACGCACUUUCCCUUACUUGAAUUCUAUUUCUACUUUAUGAAGAAUAACUAUUAUUUUCUGUUAUAUUUAUAGAGCGUUGACAAAAUCAGUCCAUAAUCAAUAUUAUGGAUCCAAGUGAAGUGGAAUUUUUGGGAGAAAAACAACUAGUUAGUAUUGUUCCAAACUUUAGUUUUGGUAUUAUUCACUUAAUUUCUGGAUCGGUAGGACCUUUCAGAGCCGGUUUACCAGUUAAAGUCCCUAUUUGGCUUGCAAUAAGUCUUAAACAACAACAAAAGUGCAGAAUUAUUGCUCAAGAAUGGAUGGAUAUCGAAAAAUUAAAUGAUUCUAUAGAAGCAGAAAAGAGAUCAAAACUUUUUACAAAAAUGCCAAGCAAUCACUUUAUGGAUGAGGCACAAAUGUUACUUAUGGUUGCGCCCGAUGACAUACCCGAUGCUGAUAACAUCAGAACCGCUGUAAAGGAUAUAUGGGACCUGCGAAUGUCUAAAUUGCGCAGUUCAGUAAUUGGUUUUGUUAAAAAUGCAGGAACUUAUGCAAAAUUAGAUCAUCUCACUGCAAUGGAAAUUAAUAGUAUACGCUCAUUAUUACCCGAUGCAUUAGAUAUAAUGCUUCAUAUGGAACACGGUGGUAAACCAACGGUGUUACAAAGUCUCAAUACAACUAUGUAAAAUCAUUUUCAUCGCUGUAUAGAAAAUCAAAUAUAUUUUCGUAUGCUUCUUCU
This is a messenger RNA of Ceratosolen solmsi marchali, 829 nucleotides long. RefSeq names its product DNA replication complex GINS protein PSF2-like protein (gene Psf2). The record is from RefSeq and is a predicted model, not a curated record. The transcript has 4 exons. Lineage: Eukaryota; Metazoa; Arthropoda; Insecta; Hymenoptera; Agaonidae. The coding region runs from base 216 to 776 and encodes 186 amino acids. Gene Ontology annotation, biological process: DNA replication; double-strand break repair via break-induced replication. Gene Ontology annotation, cellular component: GINS complex; nucleus.